Oxyura jamaicensis (ruddy duck) is the source of this 2942-nucleotide messenger RNA. RefSeq names its product transmembrane protein 184C (gene TMEM184C). Gene Ontology annotation, biological process: transport. Lineage: Eukaryota; Metazoa; Chordata; Aves; Anseriformes; Anatidae. The record is from RefSeq and is a predicted model, not a curated record. The transcript is spliced from 10 exons. Gene Ontology annotation, molecular function: transporter activity. The coding region runs from base 127 to 1464 and encodes 445 amino acids.
GCGGAAGUGUGGCGGGGGCGGUGUGUGGCGGCGGGCCGCGACGGGCCGGGCCCUGUCGCGCCGUGUCGCGCCCUGUCGCGGUGUCGCUCUGUCACCUCUGGGCGCGGCAGAUGAGGGCUGGCGGCCAUGCCGUGCACCUGCGGCAACUGGCGGCGCUGGAUCCGGCCGCUGGUGGUGCUGCUGUACAUCGUGGGGCUGCUGGUGGUGGUGCCGCUCUGCGUCUGGGAGCUGCAGAAGCUGGAGGUUGGCAUCCACACCAAGGCAUGGUUUAUCGCCGGGAUAUUUCUCCUUAUGACCAUACCCAUAUCUCUCUGGGGAAUACUGCAACACCUCGUCCAUUACACUCAGCCUGAGCUGCAGAAACCAAUAAUAAGGAUUCUGUGGAUGGUGCCGAUUUACAGUUUAGACAGUUGGAUAGCUUUGAAAUACCCCAACAUUGCAAUUUAUGUGGAUACAUGUCGAGAAUGCUAUGAAGCUUAUGUCAUCUAUAAUUUUAUGGUUUUUCUUUCAAAUUACCUAACCAACCGAUAUCCAAACCUUGUAUUAAUAAUAGAAGCGAAAGAUCAGCAGAGACAUCUGCCUCCCCUGUGUUGUUGUCCGUCGUGGGCUAUGGGAGAAGUUUUAUUAUUUAGAUGUAAACUGGGUGUUUUGCAGUACACUGUUGUCAGACCAUUUACCACCAUUAUUGCUUUAAUUUGUGAGCUAGUGGACGUGUACGACGAAGGAAACUUCAGCUUCAACAAUGCUUGGACUUACUUGGUUAUACUUAACAACAUGUCACAGCUAUUUGCUAUGUACUGUCUGGUGCUGUUUUAUAAAGUACUACGUGAAGAACUGAACCCCAUCCAACCUGUUGGCAAGUUCCUUUGUGUGAAGAUGGUAGUUUUUGUUUCUUUCUGGCAAGCUGUGCUUAUUGCACUGCUGGUGAAAGUUGGUGUUAUUUCUGAGAAACGUACCUGGGAAUGGCAAAGUGUGGAAGCUGUGGCUACAGGCCUACAGGAUUUUAUCAUUUGUGUUGAGAUGUUCCUGGCUGCUAUUGCACAUCACUACAGUUUCUCCUAUAAACCUUACGUUCAAGAAGCUGAAGAAGGGUCAUGCUUCGACUCUUUCCUUGCAAUGUGGGAUAUUUCUGAUAUAAGGGCAGAUAUAUCAGAACAGGUUCGAAAUGUUGGAAGGACGGUUCUGGGCCAACCAAGAAAAAUAUUUUUUGCUGAGGAUCAUGAACAAAACGAGCAUACAAGUUUACUGUCUUCAUCUACUCAAGACCCUAUUUCUGAUGCUUCUUCAAUGCCAUCUUCACCCAUGGGUCAUUACCAGGGGUUUGGACACACUGUGACACCUCUCACAACACCAACAACAGUCCCUGCAGUUGAUGGUAUUUAUAAUGCUCCUGCUAUUCGAGACACUAAGGAGUCACCUGAACUAGACCGCAACUUAUUAGAGAAAGCUUCGGAUAGAAGUUAGACUCGCCUUUUCUUUGAAUGCGUCAACGAGUGUGUUGUGUACUUGCCACAUACCUUCUGUUAACCUACGCUAUUAGCGAUGGAAGUCGAGUAGCUUGGAACAGCCACUGCACAGACAGGAAGAGGAUAUGGUGGUAACUGACAUCUUAAUUCUGAGUCUAUAAUGGAUGUAUCUGACUACCCUGUGAACAUAAAACAUGCAUACUGUAAAAAUUUCUGAAGAAACCUAAGAAUCAACUCUUUAAACUGUUAAAUGUUUAUAUAUCUGUUACACGGUAUGGCAAAACUACACUGACUUCUAUUAAUACGAAAGAAACUUGAAAAAUACUAUGCUCUUCUAAAUGUGAAUGGUAAAUACCACUACUAGGGGAAAUGUUAAUUUCAAGAAUGUAAUUUAAGGAGGUCAGUAGCAAAGACUCCUUAUAUUGGUUUUGGUUGUCCUAUUAAUGAUCGGACAAGGCUGAAUGGUUUGUGGAUGACAUGGCAAGUUCUGUGUACAUGCCAUCUUCUUCCCUUUCCUGCAUAGCUAAAUAAAAUUCUUUCAUGAAGGUAAUUAGAGAGCAUCUGUAAAGAAUCUAUAUAUAUAUAAAAAAAAACAUUCCCCCCACAACCUUCCAUGCCCAGAACAUACAGUUGGCGUAUCUCUUGUUCUUCUAGCUUGUAAUUUGUUAGUCUUUUACAUUCAGAAUAGACAACCAGGAAGAUAGGUUUUGAAUUAAUAACUUACACUUGACUGCUUUUUUCCAAUCCUUCCAAAAUGGUUACUACCAUAAAAUAUCCAGGUGGGGAGGGGAAAAUAAAGGAUGUCAAAAAUGAAACUGAAAACAAAACUUCUUUAUUUUUGGCUGCAAUAAAAUCUUUAACACUUAAAUUUUUUUAAGCUGUUAAAACUUAAGAUCUUAAUGUAUCUGUAGUAAGUUGUAUUCAUGAAUUUGUGUCUGUGAUUACUGUACUAUGCUUCUAGUAUAGCCUGUUCAAAUGUAGUAACUGAUUGUGUGCCCCCUCAGAAGAGAUCUUUACUAAGGUAAAAUUAAGUAGCUAGUUAAAUCUGGAGUUACUGGAUCAUUAAAUUUUAGACCAAGGAAAAAAACACUUUUAUCAAAACAUUGUAACAUUUUACAAACUGAGAAAAGCAGGUUUUUUUAUCCCAUUACCAGGUUUUUAUUACUAUUGCAUGCUUGCAAUCUGACAAACCUAGAGCAUUGACAUUAAGUGACAUCUGAAGAUUCUUUUUCAGCAUUGUAAGCAUUUACUGGAUAAAUGCUUAACUUCUGGCUGUCACAGUGAGUUAAUCUUAAGUGCUUAUUUUGCAGUACUAGUGUGAUGUAAAUAUUGCGCCUUACUCACUAGGCUGCGCAUUUUAUAGGUGACUGUACUUGCUGUAUCUGAAGCUAGUGGGAACGUGCAAAUCAUACUUUUCAAUUGCCAAGUCAUUGCCUUUGUUGUAAAUAAGUAAUUAAAGAUUUUAUUUAAACUGUU